UUUUGAACCGUGAAUUAAAAAAAAUCUAACACGUGUUUCUUGCUUUUCUCUCCAUUCUGUCGAAGAAACCGAGGAGUUCGAGUCAAUUGUAUCGAUGGCAGAGAAGCUGAACGAGCAGGUGAUGCUCUCGAUGGAGGAUGCGCAAACAGAGCAGGGAACCGCUGAACCAAAAGAGAACCACGAAGAAGAACAGUCGGAAAACAUCAACGGAGCUAAGGCAGAACGUUCCUCGCCCACAAGCGAACCUCCCUCCUUCUCCUCGCUUUUACCUCUAGCUUUAUCGGCGGUGCUUCAGUCGAGGCCUCCGUCAGGCGCGGAGUCUGAUCCUGAACAGAGGAGCGCAACGGAAGCGGCACCGCGCCGUCUCGAGCGUCUGCAGACGGAGCUGCGUGAGCUGAGGAGCCAGUUCGAACAGAUGAAGACUCAACACAACAAAGAAAUCAAACUGCUGAUGAAUGAGCUCGACGAGGAGAAGAGAAUCCGCUUGACCUUACAGAUGGAGAUUCAGAGAAUGAAGAAGCACAUGUCCAAGUGA
Messenger RNA from Synchiropus splendidus (mandarinfish), 535 nucleotides. Its product is annotated as SH3 domain-containing kinase-binding protein 1. Lineage: Eukaryota; Metazoa; Chordata; Actinopteri; Syngnathiformes; Callionymidae. The record is from RefSeq and is a predicted model, not a curated record. Bases 95 to 535 code for a protein of 146 amino acids. The transcript has 5 exons.